AUGAUCUGGUUAGCCUCUAUCAUAUUGAUCCGAUCCAUAAUCUCAAAACAACAAGCAAAAGCCAGGCUUCCUCCAAGUCCUCUGGCCUUACCCAUCAUGGGACACUUCCACCUUCUUCGACCGCCCGUGCAUCAAGCUCUUCACAAGCUCUCGAGCCGUUACGGACCCAUGAUUCUCAUCUAUCUUGGUUCCGUUCCCUUGCUCGUUGUUUCUAGUUCUGAAAUCGUGAAAGAGAUAUUAAAAACCCAUGAAAUUUCUUUCUGUAACCGAACCCCCAGCUCUGCUAUCAGAUAUCUCACUUAUGAUAUAGCCGAUUUCGCAUUUGCCCCUUAAUGAACCUACUGGAAGUUCAUCAAGAAACUUUGCAUGUCAGAACUGCUUAAUGGUCGAAUGCUUGACCUACUCCUUCCCACCAGGCAAGAGGAGAUUAACCAUUUCUUGCAGGUCAUUCUAGAGAAAGCUCGAGCGGGAAAGCCUGUGGAUGUGGGAGCUGAGCUUGUGAGACUGGCCAACAGCGUCGUAAUGAGAAUGGCAAUUAGCAGAAGUUUCUGUAACGACGACGACGAGGAGGCUUAUGAGGUGGCUCGGGACGUGAAAGAAUCAGCCAAGAUUAGUGGAAGAUUCAACUUAUCAGACUAUUUCUGGCUUUUCAAAAGGCUGGAUCUCCAAGGAAUUGGGAAGAAACUGAAGCAGGUACAUGAGAGGUCGGACGCUAGGUUCGAAAGCAUCCUUCGUGAGCAUGAACAGGCAAGAGUUAAGUCCAACAAACAAGAUGCACCAAAGGGUAUACUAUAUCUUCUAAAUAUAUCAGAAGACCCGAGCUCAGAUGUCAGAAUCACCAGGGACAACAUCAAAGCCUUCCUGAAGGAUAUAUUGUCCGGUGGGACAGGUACAAUAGCCGUGGGGAUAGAGUGGGCGGUGGCAGAACUGACAAAGCACCUAGAUAUAAUGGAGAAAGCGAGGAAGGAGAUUGAGUCGGUGACUGGGAAUGAAAGAACUGUGAAGGAGUCAGACGUAGUAAAUCUUCCAUAUGUGCGAGCAAUAGUGAAGGAGUCGCUGAGGCUUCAUCCUCCUGCUCUGGUGAUCGUGAGAGAGUCAACUGAAAACUGCAACAUAGCAGGUUAUCAGAUUCCAGCCAAAACACGAGUGGUCAUAAAUAUCUGGGCACUCGGAAGGGACCCAGAUAACUGGGAUGAUCCAUUAGAGUUCAAGCCAGAAAGGUUCAUGAUGGAAGAUAAGAGUCCAGUGGAAGUGAGUGGACAAAACUAUAAUCUUUUACCCUUUGGAAGUGGAAGAAGAGGGUGUCCUGGAGCUUCACUGGCACUCAAUAUUUUCCAUACCAUUCUCGCUGCUAUGAUUCAGUGCCUUGAAUGGAAGCCUGCAGGAGAUCGAGAGAACGACGCCAGUAUUGUUGACAUGCACGAGGGAAACUCUCUUUUACUUCCGAUCUUGUAUUUCGUUACUGAUCGAUCAGUUUCAGAAUCGUCGCUUGAUCAUAUUAAUGAACCAAUAAUCAUAGCCAGUUUGUCUGGGAUAUGUUAG
Molecule: messenger RNA, 1542 nt
Organism: Prosopis cineraria
Lineage: Eukaryota; Viridiplantae; Streptophyta; Magnoliopsida; Fabales; Fabaceae
Product: cytochrome P450 93A3-like
Exons: 3
Molecular function (GO): heme binding; iron ion binding; monooxygenase activity
Source: RefSeq, a predicted model, not a curated record